This is a messenger RNA of Hydractinia symbiolongicarpus, 2070 nucleotides long. Its product is annotated as nucleoporin p54-like. Gene Ontology annotation, biological process: nuclear pore organization; NLS-bearing protein import into nucleus; protein localization to nuclear inner membrane. The coding region runs from base 58 to 1671 and encodes 537 amino acids. The record is from RefSeq and is a predicted model, not a curated record. Lineage: Eukaryota; Metazoa; Cnidaria; Hydrozoa; Anthoathecata; Hydractiniidae. The transcript is spliced from 15 exons. Gene Ontology annotation, molecular function: structural constituent of nuclear pore. Gene Ontology annotation, cellular component: nuclear pore; nuclear pore central transport channel.
AUUGUUAUAUUACCGCGAAGGUCACUGGCCUGUAAAUGUGAUAAAACACAACUGGUAAUGGCGUUUUCGCUAGGAGGAAACCUUGGGGCUGCCACAUCCACUCCUGCAUUUAGCUUUGGGGCUGCAAAAACAACUGCUCCAGCACUGUUUGGGGGACUCGGAUCUAACACAACUGCAGGAUUUGGACAGUCAAGUGGAACAACAACUUUUGGUACCACAACAACUACAGCAAGUGCAUUAUUUGGUGGACUUGGAGCACAAAGUACAACUUCAACUGGUUUUGGAGGCUUUACUGGAUUUGGUGCAAAAACCACUUCAUCUGGGUUUGGUGGAUUCGGUUUUGGAACAACAACGACCUCUGCUGGCACUGGUUUUGGUUCUACCAGUUUAAUUCCAGGUUUUGGUGCAAAAUCGACUGCUACUGGUUUUGGUUUGACAACAACACAACCAACAUGGUCAAUGGGGCAGCAGUCAACGCAACAGCAACAACAAGUUGUCGAAAAUCCCUUGGCUAUAAUGACAAGUGCCUUGACAAUGCCAACUUUGUUUGGUGAUGAAAGAGAUUCCAUUAUUGCAAAAUUAAACCAACUGCAAGCACUAUGGGGUCAAGGAAAAGCUUACUAUGCUAAUGCGCCACCAAUACCUUUUGGUCCAGAAAACCCUUUCUCUAGAUUCAAAUCAAUUGGCUAUAGCUGUUUACCUACAGCCAAGGACAGUGAUGGCUUUGUGUCACUUGAUCUGAAACACAAAGAAGGUUACAUAAAAGAAAAUCAACAACAACUCGUUGAAGCCCUACAUAAAUGUCUUGGAAGUAAACCAACAUUAUCUGUGUGUGUAGAUGGCGUCAGAAGCUUGCCCAGUGACAGGUCUGAAGUUGUUAUUUAUGUUGUUGAAAGACAAACAAAUGGCUCCACGCGAAGAAUUUUAGCCACUGAACUCUAUGCAUUUCUUAGUCAGGAUAACAUCAAGAAUCAGUUAAAAACAAUGGGUGUUGAAAACUUGGUAGCAAAGACAACUUUUACAGAAUCACAAUUAAAGCAGUUUCUUGAUACUCCUCCUCUAUGUAUUGAUGCAAUUUUAUGGGAGCAAGCGAAAAAAGAUAAUCCUGAUCCUGCAACUUUAAUACCAGUGCCUAUGUUGGGCUUCAAUGAAUUGUUAACUCGUUUGAAACACCAGCAAUAUCAAAAUACUCAGCAUGAACGAAGACUUGACUUAAUUUCUGAAGAAAUCGAUACACUCCAGAAAUCGCAUUCGACGACUAUUGCGAAAUUGGCACAAUAUAAACGUAAACAUCUUGAACUGGGUCAUAGAGUGCUGGAGGUAAUGAUCAAUUUAGAAAGUUCGCGAAAAAUCGGAUAUGCAAUUGAGCCAUCUGAAGAGCAACUAAGAAUUCAACUAGAGUCUCUACAAGCAGAACUCAAUGCGCCAAUGCAAUUUAAGGGGCGUUUGAAUGAACUGAUGUCGCAGAUACGUUUACAAUCACAGAUUAAUAACAGACAGAGCAGUUCAGCGUACUCUUUAGAUGAACAUAUCAAAGUAGAAAUUAAACAGCAUCUCACGCAGCAACAAAACGGCCUUCUACAACUCAUAUCAAUAAUAAAAGACGAUUUCGAAGACUUAAAAAUCAUUGAAAAUGGCGUUAUGGACAGCAUAUACCAACCACGUCGAUGAAACAAAAACACAACGGGAGCCGAUGCAGGGCAGGUGUGACACAUUGCCUUUUCCGUGAUGUUUGUUUAGCGCAUUGAGAAGAUAAUUGAUGCCGGGAAAACGAUACGUGUAAUAGUAUAAACAGAGGGACUUGAUGUUUACUUAGCUGUGUAAACGAGUCAGGCAAUGUUCAAUUUUUACAGUGUUACAAAUAUAGAACAAACAGCAAAAAUUAUUUUAAUAUGUUGCAAUAUUUUUUAUGUUUUUUGAUAUGUUAUAAGUAUUUAUGUUAAAAGCUGUUUAGCUAACAUUGCAUGCAGACUAUUGCUUCAUGUUAUCAACUAUUGUCAUGUAACAAAAAUAUUUUUAAUUCUUUUCCUAUCAUGUGUUACAAUACAAAAAAAAGUAUCCUUUCUUUUG